Molecule: messenger RNA, 1807 nt
Organism: Cynocephalus volans (Philippine flying lemur)
Lineage: Eukaryota; Metazoa; Chordata; Mammalia; Dermoptera; Cynocephalidae
Product: zinc finger protein 14-like
Exons: 5
Coding region: 122-1807 (561 amino acids)
Biological process (GO): regulation of transcription by RNA polymerase II
Molecular function (GO): RNA polymerase II cis-regulatory region sequence-specific DNA binding; DNA-binding transcription factor activity, RNA polymerase II-specific
Source: RefSeq, a predicted model, not a curated record
UGUUUGCUGUGUCGUCUGCGCUUGAGGGGUGCAGGUGGCUCUGGUGCAGUUUCUUUUCCCUGUGCCCUGCAGUGCCCGUGGAGCCCAUGAGGAGGACACUGGGACACCCGGAGGCCAGGAAAUGGACUCACUGAACUUUGAGGAUGUGGCUUUGAACUUCACCCUGGAGGAGUGGGCUAUGCUGGACCCUUCACAGAAAAAACUCUACAGAGAUGUGAUGCUGGAAAUCUUCAGGAACCUGGCAUCUAUAGGGAGAAAAUGGGAAGAUCAGAACAUUAAAGAUUGGUACAAAAUCCAGGGGGGAAAUCUAAGCACUCAUAUGGAGAAAGACUGUGGAAGUAAAGAAAGUAGUGAAUGUGGAGAAAUCUUUAGACAGAUUCCAAGUAAUAAUCUGAACAAGAAAACUGGAGUAAAACCAUCUGAAUGUACUGUGUGUGGAGUAGUCUUCAUGCAUCAUUCAGCUUUUAUGAGGCACAUCAGAUCUAACACUAGAUACAAACCAUAUGAGUAUCAGAAAUAUGCAGAGAAGCCAUAUAAAUGUAAGGAACAUGGGAAAGCCUUUAGUUAUUUCCAAUCCUUUCAAAGACAUGAAAGGACUCACCCAAGCAAGAAACACUAUGAAUGUAAACAAUGUGGGAAAACCUUCAUAUAUCACAAAUCACUUGAAAUGCAUGAAAAAACUCAUACUGGAUUGAGACCCUAUGAAAGUAAGCAAUGUGGUAAAGUUCUCAGUUGUCUCUUUUCCUUUCAAGUUCAUGAAAGGAUUCAAACUGGAGAGAAACCCAAUGAAUGUGGAAAAUGUAGUAAAGCUUUCAGUCAGCCCAGUUCCCUUCAAAUACAUGAAAGAAUUCACACUGGAGAGAAACCCUAUGCAUGUAAGGAAUGUGGGGAAGACUUCAGUUUUCAUUCAACAUUUCAAGCACACCUGAGAAUGCAUAGUGGAGAGAAACCCUAUAAAUUUAAAGAACGUGGUAAAGCCUUUAGUCAUCCCACUUCCUCUCAAAGGCAUGAGAAGACCCACACUCAAGAAAAACACUAUGAAUGUAAACAAUGUGGGAAAACCUUCAGAUCUCUCUUUUCUCUUCAAAUUCAUGACAGGACUCACUCUGGAGAAAAGGCCUAUGAAUGUAAAAAAUGUGCUAAAACCUUCAGUUGGCCCAGUUCCCUUAGAAUACAUGAAAGAACUCACACUGGAGAGAAACCUUACACAUGUAAGGAAUGUGAGAAAGCUUUCAUUACUUCCCAGUGCUUUCAAAGACACAUGAUGACGCACAGUGGAGAUACGCCUUACAAAUGUAAGGAAUGUGGCAAAGCCUUCACAUGUUCUGCUUCAUUUCAAGUUCAUGAAAGAACUCAUACUGGAGAGAAACCCUAUGAAUGUAAGCAAUGUGGGAAAGCCUUCAGUGUUCACUCAGCAUUUCGAAUACACCUGAGAAUUCAUACUGGAGAGAAACCCUACAAAUGUAAAGAAUGUGGGAAAGCCUUCAGUUGUCCCAGUUCCUUUCGAAGGCAUAAAAGGACUCACACUGGAGAGAAACCCCAUGAAUGUGAGAAAUGUGGGAAAACCUUCCAUUAUCCUCUAGAUUUGCAGACCCAUGAAAGAACUCACACUGUAGAGAAACCCUAUGAAUGUAAACAAUGUGGUAAAGUUUUCAGUUAUUCCAGUUCCUUUAGAAAUCAUGAAAAAACUCAUAUUAGAGAAAAACCCUAUAAAUGUAAGCUAUGUGGGAAAGCCUUCAUUUAUCCCAGUUACUUUAGAAGACAUGAAAGAACUCACAAUGGAGAGAAAUUUUAUGAAUGUAAGUAA